AAUAAACAACUUUAUUUAUCAAAUACACAAUAAUUAAAUAAAAAAACAUCAAAGAAUAAUGGCGUUUAUACUCGAUAAUGGUGCUUACACAGCAAAAGCUGGAUUCUCCAAUGAUUCAGCAACAAUCAUACCAAACUGCAUAAUGAAAGCUAAAAGUGAACGUCGUCGACCUUUUGUUGGUAAUCAAAUUGAUGACUGUCGUGAUGCAUCAGGUUUAUUUUACAUGUUACCAUUUCAAAAAGGAUACAUUAUUAAUUGGGAUAUACAAAAAACCGUAUGGGAUUAUAUAUUAUCAAAAGAAUGUUGCUCAGCAAAUCUAUCACAAUGUCCAACAAUAAUAACAGAGCCAUUAUUUAAUUUUUCACCAAUUCAAGAAGCAAUUGGUGAAAUAUUCUUUGAAGAAUAUGAAGCUAAAAGUCUAUUACUUAUAAAUUCAACAAGUUUAUCAUAUUAUAAUUAUAAAACAUCACGUCCUGAUUGUAAAGCAUGUAUUGUUGUUGACAGUGGUUAUAGUUUUACACAUAUUGUUCCUUAUAUUAAUGGCGUUAAGUAUAAAGAAGGUAUCAAAAGAAUUGACGUUGGUGGUAAAUUAUUAACAAAUCAUUUAAAAGAAAUAAUAUCAUACAGACAGCUUCAUGUUAUGGAUGAAACAUAUGUUAUUAAUCAAGUUAAAGAAGACUCAUGUUUUGUAUCACAAGAUUUUUUUAAAGACAUGGAAAGAUCUAAAGAAAAAAUUGGUAUUAAUAAAAUUGCCAAAGAUUAUGUAUUACCUGAUUAUACAACUGUAAGAAGAGGUUAUUUAAAAGAUCCAGAUAAUCAAAGUGAACAACAAACAUUAAGAUUAAAUAAUGAAAGAUUUUCAAUACCAGAAAUAUUAUUUAAUCCAUCAGAUGUUGGUAUAAGACAAACUGGAAUUAGUGAAUGUAUUAUGGAUUCUGUUAAAGCAUGUGAUGAAGAAGUGUGGCCACAUUUAUUAUCAAAUAUUGUACUUACUGGUGGUAAUUCAAAAUUUCCUGGUUUUCAAGAAAGAGUAUUUAAAGAAUUGAGAUGUUUAGCACCUGAUGAAUUUCAAAUUAAUAUUAAUCUAGCUAACAACCCAGACACAUAUGCAUGGGAAGGUGGAAAAUUAUUAUCAAAUGAUCCAAUCCUAAACUCUUUACUCAUGACCAGAGAAGAAUACGAAGAACAUGGACCAGCAUUGUGUUCCGAAAAAUUUAACAAUUAUAUGUAA
Aphidius gifuensis is the source of this 1231-nucleotide messenger RNA. RefSeq names its product actin-related protein 6 (gene Arp6). Gene Ontology annotation, molecular function: nucleosome binding. The record is from RefSeq and is a predicted model, not a curated record. Gene Ontology annotation, cellular component: Swr1 complex. Lineage: Eukaryota; Metazoa; Arthropoda; Insecta; Hymenoptera; Braconidae. The coding region runs from base 59 to 1231 and encodes 390 amino acids. The transcript is spliced from 3 exons.